ACCGGUCUGGUAGCUUGUUUGGCUGUGCUGUUGUCCUGUUUAGAGGUGCAAUGGAAACACCUAAGGUAUGGGUUCCAGAUUCACUGAGUGGCUAUAAAUUAGGGAAAAUAAUAGAUAUUGGUGCUGAAACUGUAUCUGUCCAGUUAUUUGAUUCAAAAGAGGUGCGGUCCGUUCCGUAUGAAAGCACUUAUGCUGCUGAAGAAAUUGAUGACAAAGAUGUCGAUGAUAAUUGUAAAGGUGAUUAUGCAUUAAAUGAAGCUACAUUAUUAAAUAAUAUUCGGCUGAGGUACAAUAGAGAUCAAAUAAUGUUGCUCUUUGAAACUGCAGUGUUAUGGUUAAGGACAUAUGUGGCAAAUAUCUUAGUAGCAGUUAAUCCAUAUUUUGAAAUCAAGAAUUUAUAUUCUUCAGAGACAAUAUCUAAAUAUCAAGGAAAAUCAUUAGGCGUGCUUCCACCUCAUGUGUUUGCUAUAGCGGAUAAAGCUUUUCGUGACAUGAGAGCACUAAAGGAAAGUCAAUCCAUAAUUGUGAGUGGUGAAUCUGGAGCUGGGAAGACUGAAUCCACCAAAUAUAUUCUUCGGUAUCUCUGUGAAUCAUGGGGGUGUCAUGCUGGGCCAAUAGAGCAAAGAAUAUUAGAUGCAAAUCCAGUACUCGAAGCAUUUGGAAAUGCAAAAACAAUGAGGAAUAACAACAGUAGUCGGUUUGGAAAAUUUAUUGAGAUACAUUUUAACAAUAAGUUUUCAGUUGUUGGUGGCUUCAUAAGUCAUUACUUAUUAGAGAAGAGUCGCAUUUGUUCUCAAAGCAGAGCUGAAAGGAAUUUUCAUAUAUUUUAUCAACUUUGUGCUGGUGCUCCUUCAGAAUUAAAAAAGAAGCUGAAACUCUCUAGUCCAGAUUCAUUUCAGUAUUUAAACAAAGGUUGCACACAGUAUUUUGCAUCUCAAGAAACUGAAAAAAUGCUAAGUGCAAAUUCAGUAUCAAAUGAUCAGCAUGCGAAAGGUUCAUUACAUGAUCCAAUGUUGGAUGACAUCAAAAACUUUAAGACAUUAGAUAAAGCUUUAACUAAUAUGGGACUAGCUGAUUCUGAUAGAGUGAAUAUAUAUACUGUGGUUGCUGCUGUUUUGCAUCUUGGAAAUAUUACUUUUGAAGAUAAUCCGGAUGAUUGCAAGGGGGGAUGUCGUUUGUCACCAGGAACUGUGGAUGUACUUCAUACUGUUUCAUCAUUAUUAGGAGUAGACUCUCAGUAUUUACGGCAAAGCUUAUUAAGUAGGGUAAUGCAGACUAGCAAAGGUGGUGCUAAAGGAACUAUAUAUAUGGUACCUCUGAAAGUGCAUGAAGCCCAAAAUGCACGGGAUGCUUUAGCUAAAGCCAUGUAUUCCCGCCUUUUUGAUUUCAUUGUGCAGUGUAUCAACAAGAGUAUUCCAUUUAGUUCAUCAUCUUAUUACAUUGGUGUAUUGGACAUUGCUGGUUUUGAGUAUUUUCAGGUGAACAGUUUUGAGCAGUUUUGUAUUAAUUAUUGCAAUGAGAAAUUGCAGCAAUUUUUCAAUGAAAGGAUCUUGAAAGAAGAGCAAGCUCUCUAUGAAAGAGAAGGUUUAAAUGUCAGAAAAAUAGACUAUAUAGAUAAUCAAGAUUGUAUAGAGUUACUAGAAAGUAAGGGAAAUGGAAUUUUUGAUUUACUUGAUGAAGAAAGUAAACUUCCUAAAUCUAGUCAUACACAUUUUACUAGUGCAGUGCAUAGCAGAAACCAAGGCCAUUUCCGGUUAGAUAUUCCAAGGAAAUCAAAGCUUAAAUAUCAUCGGGAAAUUCGUGACAAUGAAGGUUUCAUAAUUCGUCAUUUUGCUGGUGCUGUGUGCUACGAAACAGUAUCAUUUAUUGAAAAAAAUAAUGAUGCUCUUCAUGCAUCUUUAGAGAGUGUUAUGCUGGAAGCUGAAAAUAGUUUUGUUCAAAAUCUGUUUCGAAAUGAAUCAACUACCCAGCAGAAUAGAGGAAAACUGAAUAUUAAUAGUGUUGGCAGUAAGUUUAGAAGUCAGCUUCAGGAGCUUAUGGUGAAGUUAAGAAACACUGGUACACAUUUUGUCCGCUGCAUCAAACCAAAUUUUAGGAUGAUAGACCACUGCUUUGAAGGAAAUCAAAUACUUAUUCAGCUGCGCUGUUCAGGAAUGACUUCUGUCUUGGAAUUAAUGCAACAGGGUUAUCCAUCUCGGGCACAGUUUUCUGACCUCUAUGAAAUGUACAAAAAGUACCUGCCACCUGAUCUUGCUCGUUUAGAUCCACGAUUAUUUUGUAAGGCUCUGUUUAAAGCCCUCGGUCUCAAUGAAAAUGAUUUUUGUUUUGGUUUGACCAAAGUUUUUUUCCGUCCGGGAAAGUUUGCUGAAUUCGACCAGAUAAUGAAAUCAGAUCCUCAGAAUUUGGCCUGUCUUGUCAAAAAGGUUAAGAAGUGGUUGCUAGCAUCACGCUGGAAAAAAGCAAUUUGGUGUGCAUAUUCAGUAAUUAAAUUAAAGAAUAAAAUUAUAUAUCGCCAGAAAAAGCUGAUUGUUAUUCAGAAGAAUAUUCGCAUGUGUCUUGCAAAGAAAAAAUUCAGACCAAGAUAUAUGUGCAUAAUUAAAGUCAGAAAAUUAUCUGAAAGCCUGAAUGCGAUGUCCCAGGUUGUAACACAACUGAAGAAAGAGAAAGAAAAGUCCCUUGCAGAAAUUAAAUCUUUGGACAAAGAGAUGUCGGAAUUUAUCCGAGAAAUCAAAACAUCAAAUAAUAAGAAUGAAGAACUUGAGAAAAAAUACUCAAAGUUCGUUAAAAGUGUAGAUGAACUCUUGUUCAAUUUGCAAAGGAAAAUUGAACAGCAGAAGAUUGCCGAAGAGCAAGAAAGAGUAAGGAAAAUUCAAGAGGAAAUGGAGAAAGAAAGGCUUCGAAAAGAAGAAGAAAGGAAGAAGAAAAUUGAAGAGGAAAACUUAAAAAGGAGAAAGAGUGAACUUGAACUUCAUAGAAAGAUGGAAGAAAAGUGUAGAAUAGAAGAGGAGAAAGAAAACUUGAAGCGGGUGGAGGAUUACCAUGCCCAACUGCAGAUCAAAGAAGAGGAACUCCUUAAAAGGCAGCAACAAUUGCACCAAGAACAUAGUGAUCAUGAACUUGCUUUGCGUUUGGCACAAGAUAUGAAUGGAGUACCUGAUGAAGUUGUUACACCACCACCACUUCCAAGGUAAAUGAAAGUGUAGCA
Messenger RNA from Stegodyphus dumicola, 3205 nucleotides. It is a transcript of the gene jar, whose product is annotated as Myosin heavy chain 95F jaguar. Gene Ontology annotation, cellular component: actin cytoskeleton; plasma membrane; myosin complex. The record is from RefSeq and is a predicted model, not a curated record. Gene Ontology annotation, molecular function: microfilament motor activity; actin filament binding; ATP binding. NCBI's taxonomy places the organism in Eukaryota, Metazoa, Arthropoda, Arachnida, Araneae, Eresidae. Gene Ontology annotation, biological process: actin filament-based movement; actin filament organization.